CCUCCGAGCCCACACCCACAUCCUCAUCCUCUUCGCCAACGCAGAUCUCGUGCUGACCGCUGCUCUUGUCGCAAUGCACAGAAAUCUCUUGCAACGCCUCUGAUAACACCAAUGUCAACCGAGACAAGAUGCCCCCUCAAGAUGCGCCCGCCGUCCGCUUUGCUUCUUCCGUCCAAGAGAUCGCCCCAACCGUCACCACGACAUCACCGACAGAUACCCAGUCUCCCACCGACGCCGCUACCGGAGCGUCCUUGGCCGAAGUUACGCCUGACGAGCUGAGAGCCCUAUCCAAAUCCCUCCAAGGUGCACCGUUGCAGCAGCGCCGGAUGAAUGUCUUCGGCUUCGAACCAUACUCGCUACCUGCAUCUCGCGUUUGCUCGCGAGAGGACGAGUCCGAUAACAACAGCAGAUUACCAACCCCGAACUCCAGCGGGCCAAGAUCGCCGCGUUUUGGUCCGUCACAUCCAAUGCAGUCACCUCCUUUGACACCGGCGGGGACUGAUCCUUCAGAUCCGGCAGCAAAGAAGAACGAGGAUCAGGAUGGGGACAGGAAAGCUUCCUCAAGCGAGCCCUCCGUCAUCACUCCUCAAGCAUCGUCCUCCCGUGAUUCACCACCAUCGUCGGCAAGAAAGUCCAUGCCUAUCCGAGGCAAAUCGAGCGAGGAAGUCGCUACACGGUCAGCGUCUGCCGAGGAACGAGAAUAUGACACGAGGUCCCACAGGAAGGGCAUGUUUUCUAUCGGCGCAGGAGGAUCCGUUCCUGUCUCGCGAGAGUCCAGCCCGUCUCGAGCUUCUCUGUAUUACUCCAAGCCGAUGACGCCCGGUGGGGACGCCAACGAUCCUUACGCCGCCCACAAACGCCAACCGCCGCCGUCGAAUCCGCAGCGGGGCCAGAUUGACUCGAGAUUUGUAUUCUCGCGUAGGAAGAACAAGCAUGGGUCGCCGUCUGGUUCUACGUCGAGCUUGGGCCGAGCAAGCGACAAACGACACUCGGGCCUUCUGGGUGGCCUGAAGGGCCAUGGCGAUGAACUGCAGGUGCCUCACGACGAUUCAGCUAGUAUCUCAAGCAGGCAAAGCUCAUUUGCGGACCUCAAGCGGUUCUUCAAAGUCGGUGGGCAUAACAAGAUGAAGAGGGAAGCUUCGCCCUCCUCUGUGAGGUCUGGUGCUAGAACCCCUCCUACGAGAGGGUCGCAACACCAGCUUCCCUUUGGGGAUGACCAUGGUCUUUCUUCCAAGUAUGGAAAGCUCGGCAGGGUGCUCGGGUCAGGUGCUGGAGGCUCUGUUAGGCUGAUGAAGCGAAGUGACGAUGGCGUUGUCUUCGCUGUCAAGGAGUUCCGGCCGAGACAUUCAUACGAAACCGAAAAGGAAUAUGUCAAGAAAUUGACGGCCGAAUUCUGCGUUGGAUCGACUCUGCACCAUGGCAACGUCAUCGAGACGUUGGACAUCCUCCAGGAGAAGGGCAAGUGGUACGAGGUCAUGGAAUACGCUCCGUAUGACCUUUUUGCCUGUGUCAUGACGGGCAAAAUGACGCGUGAAGAAGUCGGUUGCUGUUUCUUGCAAAUCCUCAACGGCGUGACAUAUCUCCACAGCAUGGGCCUUGCGCAUAGGGACUUGAAACUCGACAAUGUCGUGGUUAGUGAGCACGGUAUCAUGAAGAUUAUCGACUUUGGUAGCGCUCAUGUCUUCAAAUACCCCUUUGAGAACGACAUUGUGCUCGCCUCGGGUAUCGUGGGAUCCGAUCCAUACCUGGCACCCGAGGUUUAUGACGAGCGAAAGUACGACCCCCAGGCGGUCGACAUCUGGUCGCUUGCCAUCAUCUUUUGCUGUAUGACCUUGCGAAGAUUCCCCUGGAAGGUCCCUCGCAUGACCGACAACUCAUUCAAGCUCUUCGCGGCGGAGCCGACACCGGGUCACGACCCCAAGAAGCUCAUCACGCUUUCUAAGUCGACCAACGAUCUCGAAAACACUCCGCAUCGAGAUUACUUCGAGGAAGGCAAGCAUCAAGCUCGUAAGCAGGAGCACAAGGAAGCUGAAGGUCGGGCAUCGCAAGGAAGCUCAGCACAAGCAUCAACUCGUGCCGAUGGGCAGCAAACGGAAAAGAAAGAGGUCAUACGGGGCCCUUGGCGAAUUUUGCGCCUGCUUCCUCGCGAAUCUCGGCACAUCAUCGGACGCAUGCUUGAGAUCAAGGUUAAGGAGCGCGCAACGAUGCAGGAAAUAUUGGAUGAGCCAUGGGUUGCGAAUACGGUCAUCUGUCAGCAGCCAGAGCCUGGUCGUGUGAUCCGCGCCGAGGACCACGUCCACACCCUUGAGCCACCUCAACCACCCAAGUAGGUCUUUGAUGGCUACGUGGGAUAAGAACUUUAGAUUGCAUGUUAAAUGGCGUUCCGGUUGUCAAGGGACUAGGGGUGGGAAUAGCUGGGACGGAAGGGGGAUGCGGCGGAUUAUCAUGAUACGAGCGUCUGGCACUGAGAAAAACAGCGACGCCGCUCCCUUUUUUUCUUUUUUUUUCUUUUUCUUUUGAGCGAUACAGGAGUCUCCUUCGAGAUAUGUAGAUGCCACACUGUCGGCUCAAAAUAGGUUGUAUCAGGCGAUUGAAGACUAGGUAGAAAGGUAGAUAAUGUCAUUCGGUACAAAUCGCACGCCCUGCGUCACCUUAACUCGAAAUUGACUAGGACAGACGCAACGAGAACCGAGGAAGAAUAAAGUACGAGAAUAUGCUCACGCCUCUUGUUCGUCAAGCGAAUGCCGUGUUAUGGGAUCAGUAUUCGACAUCGACCGGACGGGUGAAG
This is a messenger RNA of Colletotrichum navitas, 2788 nucleotides long. Its product is annotated as kinase-like domain-containing protein. The transcript is spliced from 3 exons. Gene Ontology annotation, cellular component: cytosol. Gene Ontology annotation, molecular function: protein serine/threonine kinase activity; ATP binding. The coding region runs from base 129 to 2330 and encodes 733 amino acids. Gene Ontology annotation, biological process: protein phosphorylation; intracellular signal transduction. Lineage: Eukaryota; Fungi; Ascomycota; Sordariomycetes; Glomerellales; Glomerellaceae. The record is from RefSeq and is a predicted model, not a curated record.